AUGGAAGAACAGAGAGGUGAACUGAUUGAAAAGUUGAAGUUAUUGAAGAAUAGACAAGAUAAUGCUGCAAAAUUGAUGAAUGAUGGCCAGGAUGACCUGAAGAACAUUAUUGAAACAAAGAACAAUGUCUAUUACACUAUUCCGAGUGGAAGGUCGGCCUUAAACAAUAAGAGAGAUAAGGUCUUUAGUGUGGAAGUCAGUGAUAGGUUUAAGGCUAAGAAGUUGAGAGAGAAGAGAGAUGAGGUACAGAGCUUGAGAGAUCAGAGACAUGAGGCAGAGAACAUUACUAAGAAGAGAGAUAAAAACAUGCCCUUGGAAGACAAAGAACAUUAUCAAUGUGAGAACAAUGGCCAAUCUGCAAAUGACCAUUUCAAAGGGUCAAACAAUGCCUUUCCUCAAGAUAUUCAGAAUUUCGAAGACAUUUUAAACAAAAACAAUCGAAUUGAGGCGGAGCCAAACAACAAUGAUACUCAUGAUCAAUAUUAUGGUCAAGAGGAAGAUCAGAGUCUAGUCCAUAGAGAGGAUCAGGGUCUAGGCUAUAGUGAGGAUCAGAGCCUACUUCAAGAUCAGCCAAAGUUCUGCGAUUCUAAAGCUCUUCAGAAGUGUGUAAAGCUAAAAGAAGAUCCGUUUACCGCCCUAAACGCUCGUCAUCAAGAAGAUACUUCAAGUACUAUAGUCGACGAUAUGUACCGAGAUUUUGCUUUGGACUACACUAAUGACGAACCAAAGUAUUUGUCGGAUUAUGAUAUUGAUUAUGGCGAUUUGAUACAGAAUCUGAACAGCUCCAAGAAUAGGAUGAAUCAGAUGCUUUCUACUGAUAAAAGAGGUGAUAGGAGGUAUGAUAGAACUGCUGAUGAUAAGUACAGUAAGCUUAGGAAUGAAGAAUAUGGUAGAAGAUACAGUACGCUGAAGCAUGAAGAUUAUGAUAGAAAUUUUGCUGAAAGCUACAGUAAAAUGAAUAACGACUACAGUAAGUCCGAUAUAGAAGCCUACGGUAGAAAAGCAAGCUACAAUAACAUGUCUUCGAAAGCCUGUAUCAGCUCAAGUGAUGCAAUCUACAAUAACCGUAGUAAUACUGAACGAAGCUACAGUAAACUUAAAGAUCAAGCCUUCAACCACCGCAAUCAAAGAAGUUACAGUAAGCCAUCAGACGAAUCUUACAAUAUCCUCAGUGACGAUGACCUCAAGCUAGAGUACAGUAAGCCUUCAAACGACCAAAAAUCAACAAACAUUUUGACGGUAUCAGAUUUGAAAUUUGAAAAUUAUCAAAAAAAGUCAUCGUGCUCUUCAUCACAAGGUAUCUCGUCAAUGUCAUCAAGUUCACCAUCGGUUAAGGAGCAACAUUCACCGUCAUCUGGAGUCUUCACGGACCCAGAAGACCCUCCGAACUCGGAUGGAUUGGAUCCGAUGGUUGUGCUGAGUGCUAUCGAGAAUUUGAGGUGAGGUUAGCUUGAAAUUUUGCGGUUUUUUGAUUUUUUUUUAAAUUUUCGAAAAUUUUUUGGAUUAAAAAAAAUUUUUUUUUAUUUUACUUUGAUUUCCAUACUCAUAUAACUCAAUAUACCUUCAGACCAUACUCAAAAAAGCCCCCAAUCCCACCACCGCGAGGUCUAAGCCGAUGUUCAUCAACCUCAUCAAUCCAAUUCAAUAAACCCUUCAAACCAACUAAGAUUCCACAAAUGUCACGAUCAAUGAUGUCGACUCCAGAAGCCUCAAGACCACCAUGGAGAAUGUCAUCUUCAAUGUUCUCACCAAGCUUCAGAGAAGGAUAUCUGGAUGGAUCACAUGGAUCUUGUGAACAAUUGGCCGAGGUCGAAGGACUGGACACUCCACGGUAGGGAUUUUACGGUUUUUUUGGGGGGGGGGUUUGAAAUUUUUUUAAAAUUAUUUUUUAUGGCUGGAAAAAAAUUCAAAAAAAAAUUUUUUGAAAAUUUAAAAAAUUUUAAUAUUUUACUAUAUAAAAUCACGAUUUCCAGUCAAAUGAUGUCCAAUUCCUCAACCAUCCGCUGCAUUUCUCGUAUCGUUCCUAUGCCACCAGCCAUCAUCUCUCCCUUAUGUACAGUUCGAAUGAACCGUGCCAGAACCGAAUCUCCCCCUCCAAUGCUGCUCGACUCUAUGAUCUCAUCAGGCUACGAUCACAUGACUCAAAGUGUCUAUGCCCCAACAGAAGAAGACCGUCGGAUCGUGGAGGAACGCUGGAACGUUAAGGAAAUGGACAGAUUUAAAAACUCGUUCGGCGGCCGAAUCUUGUGUCCCGAAAGGAAAUUGAGGCUUUUCCCUGCGAAACAAGCUAAGUGCACUGAUUGUAGGCAUUUGACGAUAAGAAGAAGAUCAGGCCGGAUUCAGAAGAAGCAGGUCAGUGUGAGGGAUGGGUGUCAUUGUGAGAAGAAGGCAUGGUUAAUGAAGUUAUGGACUGAGAAGAUUAGGCCAAAGUUGCCCGAGGUUAAGCCGAUGGAUUUGGCUUUUGUACUGGGAUUGGUGUCUUUGUUGGCAUACUUGAUUGAUUGGUUGUUGUUGGCUUGA
Messenger RNA from Bursaphelenchus okinawaensis, 2520 nucleotides. The record is from the annotation of a GenBank genome assembly. Lineage: Eukaryota; Metazoa; Nematoda; Chromadorea; Rhabditida; Aphelenchoididae.